AUGCCCUGUAGGCUCCGGUUCCGGCUGCCGCUGACUGCAGCUGCGCGCCUAUUGCCGCCACUGCUGCUGCCAAGCGCCGCAGCCGCCGCCUCCCGCUACGACCCACGCCCCCACGAAACCCCCCAGCCGCCGCAGCCGAACGGCCUCGCGUCCACGUCCGCAGACCCGAGCUCCGCCGCGUCGGCACCGCCCCUUCCACUGCCGUCCAGCCGCACGCCGGCCACCCCGGCCCCGUCCCGUGCUGCCUCACCCUGGCCUCGCCCCGGCCGCCGCCCACGCGUGCGCCCUGCACUAGUGCCGCGCCUACGUCGCCACGACCCCUUCGCCUCUGGGCGGCGACGCCCGCCUCCGCCGCGCCCCUGCGGGCCGCCGCCCAGCUCGCCCUGGCACGCCGGACGCGCCCCGCCGGCCACGCUCGGCCGUGUGGUGCCUCUACCCUGCGCGCGUGUGUGCGCGUCCACACAGCAGCCGCGUGGGCCACUGCCCAGCCGCCCCCUAUGUAGAUUUAGGGGCUAA
Molecule: messenger RNA, 516 nt
Organism: Aegilops tauschii subsp. strangulata
Lineage: Eukaryota; Viridiplantae; Streptophyta; Magnoliopsida; Poales; Poaceae
Source: RefSeq, a predicted model, not a curated record